Conger conger (European conger) is the source of this 2392-nucleotide messenger RNA. It is a transcript of the gene sra1, whose product is annotated as steroid receptor RNA activator 1. Gene Ontology annotation, biological process: regulation of transcription by RNA polymerase II. The coding region runs from base 102 to 773 and encodes 223 amino acids. The record is from RefSeq and is a predicted model, not a curated record. Lineage: Eukaryota; Metazoa; Chordata; Actinopteri; Anguilliformes; Congridae. Gene Ontology annotation, cellular component: nucleus. The transcript is spliced from 5 exons.
AAAGUGUCACAGGAGCCGCCCCUAAUCCGGUGUGCACGUGUCCCGGAAGUAACGACGUUGUUGUGAUUUGGCAGAAUAUAUCUCGAUGGGCAGAACUCGCAAUGGAAGAACUUUACAUCAAACCGGGUAACCAGGAGCGGGGCUGGAAUGAUCCACCUCAGUUUUCCUACGGAUUGCAGACAGCCCAGGGCGGGCCUAAACGGAACCUUCUCAAUAAAAGAGUACCCCCGCCGCAGUUACAAGGACCGCAAAGUCCUGUUCCUGGUGGGGCUCCUCCCCCCAUCCACUCAACUCCACCCCUGAACCCAUUGGCCCCACCCCCGUGUGCUGCGGCCACACCCCUACCACCAUGUUCUGCUCCCAAGCAACAUGCAGACUCUCCCUCCGCCCAAUCAGAGUGUGAGCCUGACCUGGAUGACAUCAAUGUGGUCCUCAACUGGGCACUAACUGCCUGCAGACAGUCUGUAAAGAAGCAGGUCUGUGAUGAUGUUGAAAGGCGACUUAAGAUCUUGGAGGAGGUGUGGAGAGCCGGUAAACUGUCCCUCCCUGUUAGAAGACGAAUGAGCCUGCUGGCUGAAGAGAUGAAGAGCAGGAAGUGGGCGAGGGCGGAUGAGAUUCAUCGAGCUCUGAUCGUAGAUUACGUCAACGAGGUCAGCCAGUGGAUGGUGGGAAUCAAGCGUCUCAUCGCAGAGACCCGCCAACUGAGCGCUGACACACUGGACCAGAACCAGAACCAGGAAGCGCUUCACGGUGCUGAAGCUGGCCCGGAGUAGCCCGGCUACUCCGGGUCUGAUGAACCAGGUUUGCGGAGCGGUUUCCGAGUCAGUGUGGACCACACAAACAUAUCUUUCCUCCACAUGCAUGUUGAAAAGCCAUCGUUUGGCACUGUUGGUCUGGACUGAAGGGACGUUCCGAGGAAAUGUGGAAGCUGCUAUGGUGAUUAUAGACCUUGCGUAGAAUGAUGCGUUUGUUCUCAGUGACAUCAUGUACUGUAUUCCAUUUUCUUUCAUGAGUUUAUGUCCAUCUCCCAUUUGUAUUCAUUUUAUUUUAAUACUGUAUUCUAAACUGAGUGCUGGUAUUUCUAGUUGGUGACAGAGUCAACUUUGAAGAUGGCGGCAGACCUGGAAGCCAGUGUCAUGUGACUCUCGCGUCGUCUAGCAGUGCUGUGGACAGUGAUUAGUUUAGUAUUUCAUAUCAUUGGUAAUUCACAUUAGUUUCAUUACCGCACAUGCAGUGGGUGUUGGGUUUGAAGUGUGAAGUGUUGAUGCCAGAGGUCUUGACCUCAGAUUGAGUGAGUUGUUUUCUGGCUUUUGCAUAAAACUUGGUUUACACAUUUUUACUUCUUGGUUUAUGAAAAGGCACAGACAUGGAGGGUCAAGGAUUGUUUUUUGAUCUAUUUUAUUUAUAAAUGAGACAUCAUCAGGUUGCAAUAUUGAAAAAUAACUGUCCAGACAAAAGCAAAAACCAUAAAAAGUUAUCAGGAUGUCAUUGCAAGAAUUAUACAAAUACUUCAAACCAAAGUAAGUGUUCUGUAGUUUUACAUGUAUUGAGAGGUCAUUUUAAUUGAUUCAGUGAUGGCCGAUGAUGGUGUGGCUGGUUCUGUGUCACAUACAGUUAAAGGUCCACACGCAUCAGCGUUCUCUUCCUGGUUUUAUCUGAAAUGGCCAUGAAACGUUUGCAGUGACGUAGGUUAUUUGAAAAGUCCCUAACCCCUCCCCGUCCUGUGAUCAGAUCUCUGUGUUAACAUUUAGCAACUUCAUCCGAUAAUUAAGCGAAAUCCUAUGUCAUGUCACAUAGGGCGACUUGGCUCAGGCAGUAAGAGCAGUCUUCUGGCAGUCAGAGGGUUGCCGGUUCGAUCCCCUGCUCGGGCUGUGUCGAAGUGUCCCUGAGCAAGACACCUAACCCCUAAAUGCUCCUGACGAGCUGGUCGGUGCCUUACAUGGCAGCCAAUCGCUGUUGGUGUGUGAGUGUGUGUGAGUGUGUGUAUGAAUGGGUGAAUGAGAAGCAUCAAUUGUACAGCGCUUUGGAUAAAGGCGUUAUAUAAAUGCCAACCAUUUACAUGGGAAAUCGUUUUGCAAACGGCUCGGAAAAAUUGCAGUUAGACUUUAAAAUAUGCAUACUUCUAGCAAAAUUGCAACUUGAACGAGUAUGGAACACAAAUGGAAAGCCCGAGGAUUGUAAGAAAAGCUCAGGAACAGGAGUAUGCGUGUGGGCCGUUAACGUUGUCUCAUUGCCGGGAGGAUGUCCAGGACAUUCUGACAUACUGUUAUUAUAAUGGUAACCAACGUCACUGGAUCAACAGGAUUAAUGUCCUUGAACAGCAGUACAAUGUAAAUACCAGGAUAAAUAUUUCCAUUAAUAAACAAAGUCUGUGUGCUGACUGUGUAAGCAA